AUGGCACCACAAAUCCCACAAGGUUAUACCGUCCGUGAAAUGGAAUUAAGUGACAUCCAGCAUGGUUUACUGGAUACUUUAUCCGCUUUAACCACUGUCGGCGAUGUCACCGCUGAAAAAUUCCAAGAAUUGUUACAACAUUGGAAAUCAUUACCUUCAAUUUAUAAGCCAAUGGUCAUUGUCGAAGACUCUACUAAGAAAAUUGCUGCUACAGGUGUGCUGCUCAUUGAAAGAAAAUUGAUUCAUGAUUGUGCGAAAUUAGGUCAUAUUGAAGACAUUGCAGUGGACAAGAAUUACCAAGGGUUAAAACUAGGUAAGGCUAUCAUCGACAUCUUGACCGAGUUGGCUUGGAAGGAAAAUUGUUACAAGAUCGUCUUGUAUUGUUCAGACUCUAAUGUCAAAUUCUAUGAAAAAUGUGGUUACAAACUAGACGGCGCUAACAUGUCCUUCCGUAAUCCAAAAAACAAUGUAUAG
Henningerozyma blattae CBS 6284 is the source of this 474-nucleotide messenger RNA. RefSeq names its product glucosamine 6-phosphate N-acetyltransferase (gene GNA1). Gene Ontology annotation, cellular component: Golgi apparatus; endoplasmic reticulum-Golgi intermediate compartment; endoplasmic reticulum. NCBI's taxonomy places the organism in Eukaryota, Fungi, Ascomycota, Saccharomycetes, Saccharomycetales, Saccharomycetaceae. Gene Ontology annotation, molecular function: glucosamine 6-phosphate N-acetyltransferase activity; monosaccharide binding. Gene Ontology annotation, biological process: UDP-N-acetylglucosamine biosynthetic process. The transcript has a single exon. The record is from RefSeq and is a predicted model, not a curated record. The coding region runs from base 1 to 474 and encodes 157 amino acids.